Bipolaris maydis ATCC 48331 is the source of this 517-nucleotide messenger RNA. RefSeq lists its product as uncharacterized. NCBI's taxonomy places the organism in Eukaryota, Fungi, Ascomycota, Dothideomycetes, Pleosporales, Pleosporaceae. The record is from RefSeq and is a predicted model, not a curated record.
ACGUAUAUAUAAACUACCUUUCUCCAGCACCCCGCCAACACAUCUCCACCCAACCCAUCCAUCGCUAAAUCCUUACCAGCCUGCCUCUUUCCACACAUACACUCGCUCAAAUCACCAAUUAUAACUUGUAAUCAUGAAGACCCUCACCAUCGCUCUAUUCUCCCUCCUGUCCCUCGCCUACGCCGGCGAACCCGUGUGCCAACAAUGCGACUACCGCCCUGGCUACAAUCUCUGCGACAUCACAACUUCCUGCACGUUUGUGUGGGGCCAUGAUGAUCCGAGCACGCCUGCUCCGUAUUACUGUGCUUGCAGGGCUGGAUAUCGCGCAGACAACUGUGAUGCUGGCGACACGACCAAGCAGUUCCGUCUCCCCUGGUAUGGAACUCCUGGUGGCGACCCGAGUCAGCAGGGUAGGGUGUUUGUCAAGCCUGGUCUGUCGUGUAAUACGCUUUGUGAUGAUUACACGCUUGGCAAGGACGGAUGCAAGGCUGUCCAGGAGUUGGAUUCGUGUUUGUAG